Platichthys flesus (European flounder) is the source of this 867-nucleotide messenger RNA. RefSeq names its product macrophage mannose receptor 1-like. NCBI's taxonomy places the organism in Eukaryota, Metazoa, Chordata, Actinopteri, Pleuronectiformes, Pleuronectidae. The transcript has 5 exons. The coding region runs from base 1 to 867 and encodes 288 amino acids. The record is from RefSeq and is a predicted model, not a curated record.
AUGUCUAAUUAUCUGGUGAUUUUGCUGCUGACGUCUGGUGGUGUCACCUUGUGUUCACAGAUUUAUCAUGAGCAUCACCUGGUAAACGAGGCUAAGACCUGGGACGAGGCCCGGAGUUACUGCAGGGACAACUACACCGACCUCGCCACCAUUUAUAACUAUGACGACAUGGAGUGGCUGGUGAACAUGACUCCCAGUGUUUUAGGAACUAUCUGGAUCGGUUUGGGAGAGACAGGGCCGGAGUCCUGGGGCUGGUCUGUGGGAGAAACAGGGAUGAGCUACGAAUCGCCUACCUACUCUAACUGGGCCAUUCUCAAUGAAAUUGAGGGGUCCGGUGAGGUGACUUUGGUCCUUCAAAAUAUGACGUGGCAGAUGGCCCAACAGUACUGCCGCCAGCACUACAUGGACUUGGCCAGUGCGAGAAACCCGAGUGAAAACCAAUUAUUACAGCAAGUGUUCAGUAGAGAUGGGUCGCCAGCCUUGGUCUGGAUCGGUUUGUUCAAAGAUAAAUGGAAGUGGACGGACCAGAGCAACAGUUCCUUUAGAUACUGGGCCAGCGGUCAACCAAACAAUGAUGGAGACUGUACAUUGUUCAGCAUCAACGGGUGGUUCGACAGAGGUUGUCAGACAAAGUUUCCCUUCUUCUGCUAUAAUGAAAUAGAACCCUCGGUGAAGCGGAUUGUGAGGUUGAAAAUAAAGUCAGACUCACCCCUUCAAUUCCAGGAUUUUGCUGUGAGCGACGCCAUUUUGAUCGAAAUCCAAAAACAGAUCGAGGGGGCGAAACUUCGGUGGAUCACCAAGCCAGACGGGAGGAUUUUUCACAAUAAACAAGAAGAGAAAGAUAACGACGGCUCCUCUGACAAUUGA